GCGCGUGUGUCUGGCUGAGGCUUUCCUCACAGCUGACAUCAUUCUGAGUACACUGCAGAAUAUCUCCGAGGGACUUGUGGUAUAUCCGAAGGUGAUUGCAAGGAGGAUUGGGCAGGAGCUGCCAUUCAUGGCCACAGAGAAUAUAAUCAUGGCGAUGGUGAAAGCAGGAGGCAAUCGUCAGGAUUGCCAUGAGAAGAUUCGUGUUCUCUCCCAGCAAGCAGCUGCUGUUGUGAAACAGGAAGGGGGUGAUAAUGACUUCAUUGCCCGUGUCCGCGCUGAUCCUUACUUCAGCCCUAUCCAUAAACAACUUGAAAGUCUGUUGGAUCCCUCCUCCUUCACUGGACGUGCUCCUCAGCAGGUGGCAAAGUUCCUGAAGGAGGAGGUUCGACCAGCGCUGAUUCCGUAUCAAGGCAAGAUGGGUGGGAAAAUAGAGCUGGCACUUUAGGUAUAUUCUGCAAAGGUGUGUGGGUACAGGAAGAUAAUAAAAGCCUUAUUGAACCAGGUCUGUUUACUGUGUCACAUUGUUUUGGUUCGCUGCAGUACAUUUAACCCCCAGAGCUGAUUCCAGAUGGGCUUUUCAUUCUUUGUCUGCUGUUUAAUCAAGCCUCCAUCUACUGUGUGCUGAGUUACUGAGAAAUGCUUGAUUGUGACAAGGCAAUUUCAUCACCGUACCUUUCAUUGGCCCCUUACAGAGCACUGCCAGCUGUUGAAAGAGCGAUGCCAGGUGCUGCCUGACAUU
This is a messenger RNA of Cariama cristata (Red-legged seriema), 739 nucleotides long. RefSeq names its product adenylosuccinate lyase-like. Lineage: Eukaryota; Metazoa; Chordata; Aves; Cariamiformes; Cariamidae. The record is from RefSeq and is a predicted model, not a curated record. The annotation marks the transcript as partial. The transcript has 4 exons. Gene Ontology annotation, molecular function: N6-(1,2-dicarboxyethyl)AMP AMP-lyase (fumarate-forming) activity; (S)-2-(5-amino-1-(5-phospho-D-ribosyl)imidazole-4-carboxamido) succinate lyase (fumarate-forming) activity. Gene Ontology annotation, biological process: 'de novo' AMP biosynthetic process. Gene Ontology annotation, cellular component: cytosol.